Molecule: messenger RNA, 1134 nt
Organism: Scutellospora calospora
Lineage: Eukaryota; Fungi; Glomeromycota; Glomeromycetes; Diversisporales; Gigasporaceae
Source: the annotation of a GenBank genome assembly
AUGCCAAAUAAUCAAUAUAAUUCGACAGAAAGAAGUAAAAAUACGCUCAUAAUCAUUGCUGGCGGAAGCGGAACCGGCAAAACGACAGUGGAGAAUUUACUAACUCAGGAUCCAAAUAUUGCUAAAUUAAUUUCAACUACCACCCGCCCACCCCGCACCGGGGAAAAAGACGGUCAAGACUAUUAUUUUAUUAGCAAAGAAACCUUUCAAACUGAGUUAGAAAAAGGGCGUUUUUUAGAGCAUGUAAUCUAUGAUGGCAAUUAUUACGGAAUCCACGGCAAAGUAGUCGAUUUAAUAUUAGGAACCCAAAAUAAGCAUGGGGUUAUUAUUGUGGAUGUGGACGCCGAAAGUUUGGAAAAAAUGGUCGAACAUAUGAGAAAAAGAGGCACCAGUGAACCAGAAAUUAUUCGCCGAUUAACUAUUGCUGAAAAAGAAGAAAAAUUUGCCCCGGAGUUCGAUCAUAUUUUAACCAUUAAAGAAAACGAAUUAACCGCCACCGUGCAAAAAAUUAAGGAAAAUUUGAGCCAUGAAAUAACCAUUUCCGGCUCCCCAUCAAAGGUUAUUUGGUUAGCGUUAGGUUAUUUCUUGGCAGUGGUAGUGAUUUGCGGAUUAAUUAAUUAUUUUCUCCAUAAAAAAGAUUUGAAAUUUCAAAAGCAAUUGGAAGAACAAGUUAAGCAAGAAACCAUUCUGGUUAAUCAGCGGGAUUUGCUUCUGAAAAAAAAUGCUGAGGAAACCUAUUUUGCCAAAUACCAGCAAACUCUAAAAAGAACUCGGCAACUUGCUAAUGAGGAGGAUAAACUUUACACGGCAGCUUUUGUUAUUCCCUCUUAUUCCUUAAUUAAAUAUUCCAAAUACUUUUUUUUCCCAUUUGUUGGUGAUCGCGGUGGCUAUAUAGCAUUUAAUAUUUUUACUGACUUAUUUGAAGCAAUGAAAAAAAUGAUUGAAAGAUUAAGGGGCUAUACUUAUUAUUUUUCCGCCCAAAAAAGGCUCAAUGAAUUAUUAGCCCAACCAGAAAGAAAUGAUAUUCAAAAAAAUAUUCUCUUUGCUGAACCGGUAGCAACUAUAACUUUCCAAAAACGGUCAGGUCAACCACCUAAUCGGCGAAAAUGGCUUCGGCAAAAGCACUAUGAUUAA